AUGGAGGCGGCGGAGGUCUUCGAGCUUCCUGUGAUCAACAUUGGGUACCUGACCACAAAUAUUGGCAACGCUCCAUGUGUGUAUAGCCCGGACGAGACCAGCAGCGCAGAAGCUCAGGAUGUCAUCCCACACUGUAUAUGGACAAUGUCCCAUCAUCCUCCGGCACCACUACGACCUCAGUCUAAUAUUGACAGCAGAGUCGUUGGAAUCGACGGUCGCAUCGUUGGCACUGUCUCCCAAGCGGAUGCUGUACAGUCUGGUAGAAGUCAGGCGCAAUCUCAUCCUCCUCAAGGAAAAGACUGCCCGAGGAACACUCUACUCGAGCUUGUGAGAGCAAUCUUUGGAGUCGCCCGGCACGUUCUGAACUUCACUCGCUCGCCAGUCUUCGUGGACACUUUGGCACAUGGCCUGCUGCACUGUCGUUCAUCGAAAAAGCUUCGGAGAUCCACACAGAUCGCGGAAUGGUAUGAUAGGUAUGGACAGUGCAGUGUCUAUGGGGUGCCUCUGUCUGAGCUAGUUGAGGCACAUGUCAGGCGACUGAAGAUCUCCAAAUUCCCUAAACUCGAGGAUAUGCCGUAUUUGGACGCGGUCAAUGUUGCACUUGGUGAAAUGACUGAGGCAUGCCUAGAGUUCGUCGGAUUUCAACAAGCCUCUACGAAUGAUGCCCAGCUCCGAGUGGCCUGUCAGACUGCGAGACAAGGAGAUGUCGUCGCAGAGCUUGUGAAUUGCCCACGGGCAUUCGCCGUCCUCCGCCAGGUCGAGCCGGGGAGAUACAUCGUCAUCGGGGGCAAUGCCUAG
This is a messenger RNA of Zasmidium cellare ATCC 36951, 798 nucleotides long. RefSeq lists its product as uncharacterized. The record is from RefSeq and is a predicted model, not a curated record. The coding region runs from base 1 to 798 and encodes 265 amino acids. Lineage: Eukaryota; Fungi; Ascomycota; Dothideomycetes; Mycosphaerellales; Mycosphaerellaceae. The transcript has a single exon.